AUGUAUAAAAGGAAAGGUGAUUCUCAAGAAAUGAAACAAACUAAUGCUGCUCUGCAAUAUUUUAAACAAGCUAAAGAAGCUUUAAAAAAUAACGAGCUCUUAAAAGCACAAGAAUUGUUUACAAAGGCAAUUAAUUUGAAGCCGAAUUUUAUCUCAUUCUAUGAUUGUCGCGCUUCAACAUCUGAAAAACUCGGUCAGCUAGAUGCUGCUUUACAAGACGCGUUAUCUAUGAUUAAAUUGGACAAAACCGCAGUAAAGGCUUAUCUUCGUGCUGGCAAAGUUUAUAGAUUAUUGAAUCAGACAGCCAAUGCAAUUAAAAUUUAUAAUAUUGGAUUGUCACUUGUCAUCACCAAAGAUCAAUAUUAUGAGAUGCUUCAAAAACAAAGUGAAGAAUUGCAGAAUAAUUUGCGUAAUAAAUUGCGUCAGUCUGAUUCUUCUAAAACUUAUGACAUGAUGCGUAUUCUUCCACCAGAACUUAAAGAUGAUAUUUUAAAGAGACUUCCGUUUACAAGUCUUUGCAAAGCUUCUGCCGUAUCUAAAACCUGGAGAAAAUAUAUUCUCUCGUCAGAAAUAUUGUGGCAUAAUUUGGAUUUUGAGAGACCAUUUUUUAAUACUCUCAACGAUAAUAUAAUCC
Funneliformis mosseae is the source of this 634-nucleotide messenger RNA. NCBI's taxonomy places the organism in Eukaryota, Fungi, Glomeromycota, Glomeromycetes, Glomerales, Glomeraceae. The record is from the annotation of a GenBank genome assembly.